Micropterus dolomieu (smallmouth bass) is the source of this 5785-nucleotide messenger RNA. It is a transcript of the gene grin2bb, whose product is annotated as glutamate receptor, ionotropic, N-methyl D-aspartate 2B, genome duplicate b. The transcript is spliced from 15 exons. Gene Ontology annotation, cellular component: postsynaptic membrane; NMDA selective glutamate receptor complex; plasma membrane. Bases 181 to 5478 code for a protein of 1765 amino acids. The record is from RefSeq and is a predicted model, not a curated record. Gene Ontology annotation, biological process: monoatomic ion transport; long-term synaptic potentiation; synaptic transmission, glutamatergic. Gene Ontology annotation, molecular function: NMDA glutamate receptor activity; transmitter-gated monoatomic ion channel activity involved in regulation of postsynaptic membrane potential. NCBI's taxonomy places the organism in Eukaryota, Metazoa, Chordata, Actinopteri, Centrarchiformes, Centrarchidae.
CUCCGCCCUCUCCCAAACCAAGACCGCUCAUCCCUCAACCUGUAAGACCCCACUUCAGUCUUCUGUGCGUGACUUCAUCUGUCUACCAUCCCUUCAUCCGAGGCUAUGAGAGGAGGAGUCGAAUCCCAGAUCACUCCAUCAUGCCAGUUCUGAAGAGUAGAGAGGAGAUCCGGGCUGGCAAUGUUCAAGGGACGGCUUUUACACUCCUCCACAAUGCUUGUCAGCCUCUACCCUUCUCCCUCCCGUCUUCAGGACAAGCGCUUUGUCUUCCCCUCCUCCUCCCCCCAUCCUCCUCCUCCUCCUCCUCCAGACCAGCCCUGUCAUCAUACUUAUCCUCAGUCUCGGCUGACCCUGCCCUUCCUGUCCUUGACCUUUUCUCUGCUCCUCGUCUCCAUACUCCUCUUGCCCGUCUGCGAGUCUCGCAGGGGUGGAGGUCCAGGGACAGGGCCUGGAGGUGCCCCAGGGGGACAAGGUGGCCAGAGGGGAGGUGGCACCCAGAGGGGUGUGGUCAUCCCUCCUCAGUACUCUCCUGGUUUACCGCCUCUUCCCCCAAUCAGUCCCAAACUGAUCAACACACUCAGUAUUGCUGUCAUCCUGGUGGGCAACUCUAGUGAAGUAGCCCUGGGGGUUGGACUUGAGAAAGAGGACUUCCUCCACAUCCCUUACCCUCCAAAAGUCGAGGUGGUCACUAUGAACGAGACCGACCCUAAGAGUAUCAUCAAUCGAAUCUGCGCACAAAUGACAAGGAAUUCUCUGCAAGGCGUAGUGUUCGGUGACGAUACAGACCAGGAGGCCAUCGCUCAGAUACUGGACUUCAUCUCUGCCCAGACACACAUCCCCAUCCUGGGCAUCAGGGGAGGUUCCUCCAUGGUCAUGGCUGCCAAGGACGACCACUCCAUGUUUUUCCAGUUUGGUCCGUCCAUUGAGCAACAGGCCUCUGUCAUGUUGAACAUCAUGGAGGAGUAUGACUGGUACAUCUUCUCCAUAGUCACCACGUACUACCCUGGCUACCAGGACUUUGUCAACAAGAUCCGCAGUACCAUCGACAACAGCUUUGUGGGAUGGGAGCUAGAAGAGGUCCUCCUACUGGACAUGUCGGUGGAUGACGGAGACUCCAAGAUUCAGAAUCAGCUGAAGAAACUGCAGAGUCCUGUUAUUCUGCUCUACUGCACAAAGGAGGAGGCUACCACUAUCUUCGAGGUGGCCCAUUCUGUGGGCCUCACAGGUUAUGGUUUCACCUGGAUCGUGCCCUCUUUGGUGGCUGGAGAUGCAGACCAUGUUCCCUCUGUCUUCCCUACAGGGCUUAUCUCCGUGUCAUAUGACGAAUGGGACUACAACAUCGAGGCCAGGGUACGUGAUGCAGUGGCUGUCAUUGCCACAGCGACCUCCACCAUGAUGCUGGACCGGGGGCCACACACCCUGCUGAAGACAAGCUGUCUCGGGACACCUGACAAAAAGAGCUCCAACACUGGCCACUCCAAGGAAAUACUGAAGUACCUCAUGAAUGUGACGUUUGAAGGCCGAAACCUGUCAUUUAGCGAGGAGGGUCACCAGAUGUUUCCCAAACUGGUCGUCAUUCUUCUAGACAACGAGAGACAGUGGGACAGGGUUGGCAAGUGGGAGAGAGGCUCUUUGACGAUGAGGUACCACGUGUGGCCCCGCUUUGAGCUCUACUCAGGAGCGGAGGAGCGGGAGGACCACCUGUCCAUCGUGACUCUGGAGGAGGCGCCAUUUGUCAUUGUGGAGGACGUGGACCCGCUCAGUGGGACCUGCAUGAGGAACACUGUGCCGUGCCGCAAACAGCUCAAACUCAACAAUCAGACAGGUGAUUCAGGGAUUUACAUCAAGCGCUGCUGCAAAGGUUUCUGUAUUGACAUCCUGAAGAAGAUCGCCAAGGCCGUGAAGUUCACUUACGACCUCUACCUGGUCACCAACGGCAAACACGGCAAAAAGGUUAAUGGGACGUGGAACGGCAUGGUUGGAGAGGUGGUGUUAAAGAAUGCCCACAUGGCAGUGGGUUCCCUCACCAUUAACGAGGAGAGGUCAGAGGUCAUUGACUUCUCUGUGCCCUUCAUUGAGACGGGGAUCAGUGUCAUGGUCUCCCGUAGCAAUGGAACCGUCUCCCCCUCCGCCUUUCUUGAACCUUUCAGUGCUGAUGUCUGGGUGAUGAUGUUUGUGAUGUUGCUGAUCGUGUCGGCCGUGGCUGUGUUUGUGUUUGAGUACUUCAGCCCGGUGGGUUACAAUCGCUGUCUGGCAGAUGGGCGAGAGCCCGGCGGUCCCUCCUUCACCAUUGGUAAGGCCGUCUGGCUGCUUUGGGGUCUGGUUUUCAACAACUCCGUCCCUGUGCAGAAUCCCAAAGGUACCACCAGUAAGAUCAUGGUGUCAGUGUGGGCCUUCUUCGCUGUCAUCUUCCUGGCUUCCUACACUGCCAACCUGGCUGCCUUCAUGAUCCAGGAGGAGUAUGUCGACCAGGUGUCGGGCCUGUCAGACAAAAAGUUCCAGAAGCCUAACGAAUUCUCGCCGCCAUUCCGGUUUGGCACGGUGCCCAAUGGGAGUACAGAGCGCAACAUCCGCAACAACUACCGGGACAUGCAUACUUACAUGACCAGCUUCCACCAGAAGAAUGUAGAUGAAGCGCUGCACAGUCUGAAGACCGGCAAACUAGAUGCCUUCAUCUACGACGCUGCAGUGCUGAACUAUAUGGCCGGCAGAGACGAGGGCUGUAAGCUGGUCACCAUCGGAAGCGGCAAGGUGUUCGCCUCCACCGGUUACGGCAUCGCCAUCCAGAAAGACUCGGGCUGGAAACGAGCUGUGGAUCUGGCCAUCCUCAUGCUGUUUGGAGAUGGUGACAUGGAGGAGUUUGAGGCCCUGUGGCUGACGGGCAUCUGCCACAAUGAGAAGAACGAGGUGAUGAGCAGUCAGCUGGAUGUGGACAACAUGGCGGGGGUCUUCUACAUGCUCGGGGCUGCCAUGAUUCUGUCAUUACUCACAUUCAUCUGUGAACAUUUGUUCUACUGGCAGCUGCGCUUCUGCUUCAUGGGCGUGUGCUCCGGACAGCCUGGGUUCACCUUCUCCAUUAGCAGAGGUAUCUACAGCUGCAUCCAUGGGGUACAAAUCGAGGAAAACAAGUCAACCAUAGACUCACCCUCGGCCACCAUGAAGAAGAACAUGAACAACACCCACUCCAACAUCCUGCGGUUGCUCCGCACUGCCAAGGAUAUGACCGCCGUCCCUGGCAUUAACGGCUCUCCGCAUGCCGCUCUGGAGUAUAGCCACAGCGGUCGCGACUCGGCUAUCUAUGAUAUCCAGGAGCAUCGGCGCAGCUUGGUGGGUCACCCUGUAGACUGCAAGCCAGCGCCACCCUACCUACCAGAGGACAACAUGUUCAGUGACUACAUAAGCGAGGUGGAGAGGACUUUUGGCAACUUGCCCCUGAAGGACAGCAACCUGUACCAGGACCAUUACCUGCACCACCACCCGGCCUCGGCUCUGGGUAUGUCCGGCCCCCCGCCUAAUAGGCCGCGUAGCUUAGGCAGUGCUAGCUCGUUGGAGGGGGGCAUGUUCGAUUGCGACAGUUUAGGGGGAGGGGUAGCGCCCAUCUUUACCACCCAGCCCCGCCCCUCCAUGACUCACAGGAAUACCAAUAAAUUUGACCUGAUCGCCGGCCACACCCCUGCGGAUUCCAACCAGGGUGGGUUCAAGGGAAGCAAUGUGUACGGGAGGUUUUCUUUCAAAGGAGGCGCCUCCAGCACGGGGUUCAUCGGGGGUCACGACAGGUACUGUGGUGGGGGUGGGGGAGGCUCGGGGGGUGAUGAUGGGAACAUUCGCUCUGAUGUUUCGGAUAUCUCCACGCACACUGUCACCUAUGGCAACCUGGAGGGCAACAACAAGCGGCGUAAGCAGUACAGGGACAGCCUGAAAAAGAGGCCAGCCUCGGCCAAGUGCAGACGGGAGCAGGACGAGAUAGAGCUGAGCGGCUUGAGGAGGAGAGCCCACCACCACACCGUCCACCACCACUUCCCCCACGGGCCUCAGGCACACCGCACGGUCUCACCUCCCCUGGAGCGGAAGAGGGGAGGAGGAGGGGGUAAUUCUUCACCUUACUUGUUCCGCAAAGACAAAGAGAACCUGAGGGAUUUCUAUGCGGACCAGUUCCGCUCCAAGGAGGGCAAGGCCAAGUGGGAGCAAGAGGGUGGAAGUGGAGGAAGUGGUGUGGGCGGUGGUAGCGGUGGUGGUAUCUGUAAAAGCUUAGUACCUGUAGAAGACUUCCUCAAAGGUAAAGGCAAGACACUGGAGUGUAAAGGUGGGCUUGGCUCAGUGUCGGCAGGGCAGCAGGCCCACACCUGCUGGGAGAAGGGGGUUUCUGGGAUAGGAGGAGGGGGCAUAGCAGGGGGUGACUGGGAGUGUCGUAACUGUCACAGUGUGUGUCACCACGGUGGUGGCGGCACGUGCCCAACUAGCGGAGUUGGGGGUAGCAGCAGUCGCCCCAGCUCCGCUAGCUGCAAACGCUGUGACUCCUGUAAGAUCCAGCCAAGCAACCUUUACAACAUCAGCGAGGAUAAUAACAUGGUGUUCGCUGGAGGGAAGAGUAGCAUAGGACCCAACCAAACACAAACUCAGGCACAGCGCAGGAAGCUAGGGCCAGGUGGGAGGGUGUUACGGAGGCAACACUCCUAUGACACAUUUGUGGACCUGCAGAGGGAGGGGGCAGGCCGCAUGGGAGGGGUUGGCGGGGGUGUUGGGGGGCAGUUUCCCCAGCCCCGAAGUGUGAGCUUGAAAGACAAAGACCGCUUCAUGGAGGGCCCCAGCCCUUACGCUCACAUGUUUGAGAGGUAUGCAGGUGAAAGAGAGUCUUCCAUGUUCGGUGGAAUAGGCGGGGAUAGGGCAAAAGGUGGUUCCUCCUUCACUUUGUUCCGUGGAGGUGAAGGUGGGUUGCAUCAGCGGUCUGUGGGGGAGAGAGACCUGAGGGACAGAGAUAGAGCUAUGAUGGGAGGUGGGGGCUGUGGUGGUGGUGGUGGUGGUGGUGGCAGAGGGGCCGGGACUUACUCCUUGUCUAAAUCUCUCUACCCAGAUAAGGUGAACCAGAACCCCUUCAUCCCAACCUUCGACGACGACCAGUGUCUAUUACACGGUGCCAAACCGUACUACAUCAAAAAGCCACAGACGCAGCAACAGCAGCAGCAGCAGCAACUUCUCAACAACAGUCGAGGAGGAGGGGACUUCCGCGGCUCCAUUGGAGUGACUUCCUAUUUACCUGCAUCCGCCACAGCUGGGGUGAUGUCCAAUGUGGCCCCCCGUUUCCCCAAAGAUCUGUGUGUGGGCGGGGUGGGAGGGCCCAUGGGGAACCACCACGGGGCCAGCAAGCUACUGCCUGUGGGCAGGGACACGUUAGGUUUGGGGCAGGGACAGAGACCCUUCAACGGUGCCAGCAAUGGGCACGUUUAUGAAAAGCUCUCCAGCAUUGAGUCAGAUGUCUGAGGGUAAAGAUGGAGGAAGGAAGAGAGAGAGAGAGAGAAGAUGAAGUGGGUGAAGAAAAGAGGGGGACAGAGAGAAAACAUACAGAGGAAAAAAGAGAGAAACAGCACAGGCUGAUGACCUCUCUGUGGAAGAAAAUGAGGAGACACGAUUCUGUGUGUUGUUCUCACUCCACUAAAUGGAAAGAAUUUGGACGAUGCACAGAGGCCACUGCAGGCUAAGCUGUGGUGAAGUCCGGCGGGAGACAAGUUUUUAAUGAGAAGAGAGGAUUCUGGUGCUGCUCCGACGCUCAGAGAAAGAUAGGGAUGGA